Molecule: messenger RNA, 1521 nt
Organism: Klebsormidium nitens
Lineage: Eukaryota; Viridiplantae; Streptophyta; Klebsormidiophyceae; Klebsormidiales; Klebsormidiaceae
Source: the annotation of a GenBank genome assembly
CGAGGGCUCAAGUCUGUCAAGACAGCUCAAUCUUGAGACUUGAGUGAGCUGUUCCAAGAGUCAACUGCCAGUGCAUGCCAGCCACAUCCCAGGAUGCCUUGAGAUUCAAGAGACAGGAGCUUGAAGUUCUAUGGAGAACAAUAACUGCAGCCCUCACUUUUUGGGAUCAAUUUGGUGCCCGUUUGCUUCUCUGAUUACCACUUUCUGCAAUCCGCUGGAACUUGAGGCCAGAUCAUCGUAGGGGAGAUCAGCAACGCAAAUUACGAAGAUGGCGGCGGGCGUCCACGCUCUGCAUUCCCCUUUCUCAACCGCCCGCAUUUCGCAUGCGGUGAGGCGCCCUUCUCAGGAAUGCAGCUCGCAGCCACAGUGCCCCUGCAUUGCCUCAGUCACAAGUCAUAUCCCUUCCAAAGCGCCAGCUCAACAAGCGGGCUCAACGUCAAAAGCACCCCUCCUCAGAAGCUUGCAGCAUUCCCGCGGCUGGUCCUCCACAAAGCUCACUCAUGCAGUAACUAGAGGCGAGAGAAAAGCGCACCGGGGAGCAGGGACACGCAGCCCCUGCUGUGCGGCACUGAAAGCGCUUGUGUUUGACUGUGACGGCGUGAUCCUGGAGUCAGAAGACCUGCAUAGGGAGGCGUACAAUGCUGCCUUUAAGGAAUUUGAUGUGCGGUGCCCAAACGCACCGGACGGCGCCGUGGUUUGGACGCCCGACUUUUAUGACAUGCUGCAGAACACUGUCGGGGGCGGCAAGCCCAAGAUGCGGUGGUACUUCAGUAAGAAUGGCUGGCCCACUUCGACCAUUCUGCCGGAAGCCCCCAAGAACGAGGAGGAGCAGGCGAAGCUGGUCGACACGCUGCAAGACUGGAAGUCUGCGAAGUUCCGGGACUUUAUUGGGUCAGGGUCCGUGAAGCCAAGACCGGGGAUUUUGGAGGUGAUGGACGCUGCCCGUGCCACGGGCCUGAAGGUCGCGGUCUGCUCUGCGUCGACAAAGGAGUCGUGCGUCUUCACCCUCUCGAACCUCAUCGGGAAGGACCGCUUCGAGUCGCUCGACUGCUUCCUGGCCGGUGAUGACGUCAACAAGAAGAAGCCGGACCCGGAGAUCUACGUCGAGGCGGUGAAGCGCCUGGGCAUCCCCGCCGAGAAGUGCCUGGUCAUCGAGGAUAGCGCGAUCGGGCUCGCCGCUGCGCUGGGGGGCGGUAUGUCGUGCGUGAUCACGACGACGCCGUCAACGGCGUCGCAGAAGUUUGAGGGGGCGGCGGCAGUGUAUGGAGACAUGGACGGAGUGACGAUCGACGAGCUGAUGGCGUUGGUCGAUAAAAAAGCCGCAGUAGCGAGCUGAUCAGAACAGAUUUUCUGAGUUCAAAACAGAUUAUUGAAUUCAGAACAAAUUGUUGAUUUCAGGCACCGAACAUAGUCCCUAUGAAUCAAAAUGUUAUGCAGAGCCAAUCAGCCUGUUGACUUGCUGCAAAUGACCUCAUUGCCGCUGAUUAUCCUACUGAGCGCAGCUGGAAUGUAGACAUGAAU